Molecule: messenger RNA, 1860 nt
Organism: Temnothorax curvispinosus
Lineage: Eukaryota; Metazoa; Arthropoda; Insecta; Hymenoptera; Formicidae
Product: fatty acid synthase-like
Exons: 5
Coding region: 327-1844 (505 amino acids)
Biological process (GO): fatty acid biosynthetic process
Molecular function (GO): phosphopantetheine binding; fatty acid synthase activity
Source: RefSeq, a predicted model, not a curated record
UGGGUGGACUAGGCGGUUUUGGUUUAGAGCUAGCAGAUUGGUUGACUUUUCGAGGUGCAAAAAAUCUGGUAUUAACAUCACGAACCGGGAUCAGAACAGGUUAUCAGCAAUCAAGAGUAAAGCUAUGGCGAUCUUACGGUGUGGAUGUACAGAUUGUUACAGUGGAUGAUAAUUUGAAACAUGAAGACUGCGAAUCUAUAUUAAAAUUUGCUGAAGAAAAAGCACCAGUGGAUGCUAUAUUUAAUCUUGCAGUUGUUUUAAAAGAUUGUACAUUCCAAAAUCAAUCACCACAAACGUUCGAGGAUUCGUUCAAAUCGAAAGCAUGGAUGACGAAGAAAAUGGACGAAUUGUCGAGAACGAUAUGUCCACAACUUCGACAUUUUGUUGUUUUUUCCUCCGUCUCGUGUGGAAGAGGAAACGCAGGCCAGACAAAUUAUGGGAUGGCUAAUUCCGUAAUGGAGAGAAUCUGUGAGAAAAGGACGGAAGAAGGAUUACACGGUUUAGCGAUACAGUGGGGUGCUAUUGGUGAUGUCGGACUCGUGGCAGAUAUGCAAGAAGAAAAUAAGGAAUUGGUUAUUGGAGGUACAUUGCAACAACGAAUAUCUUCCUGUUUGGAUACAUUAGAAGUAUUUCUGCUACAAGACCGGCCUGUCGUAAGCAGUAUGGUUGUUGCUGAAAAAACCAAAAUUGGCGGAUCAAUGAACAUUUCUGAAACGGUUGCUCAUAUCAUGGGAUUAAAGAACAUAAACACAGUGCCACCAAACGUACCACUGGUCGAAAUGGGUAUGGAUUCGAUGAUGGCAGUUGAAAUUAAGCAGACGUUGGAAAGAGAGUUCGAUAUUUCCUUGACAGCGCAAGACAUUAGAACUCUAAAUUUUGCUAAAUUAAAACAAAUAACAAUUACAGGCAUACAAGAAAAGAUACACAAUACAAAUAAAAUUAGUGAAGAUUUUGACGUGCUGAUUCGAAAAACGAAGGAUGCAGACUUUGUUCCAGAUAUUCUUGUAGAAUUUAUUACCAAGAAAGAGGUUGAUCGAGGUAAUAUAUUUCUCUUACCAGGAAUCGAAGGAUGUUCAAGCGUAUAUAAAACUAUGGCAUCAGGAAUUAAAUUUUCGGCAACGUGUUUGCAACAUGGUGUACUUAAUAUUCCUGACGACAGUCAUUCAGUGAUGAAGUCAGCCGCUUAUUUGCUGCCUCACAUAUUAAAGAAAAUGAAAGAUCAAAGGAAAUUUCUGAUAGUGGGUUAUUCGUUCGGAUCCUUAAUUGCCAUUGAAUUAGCAAGAUUAUUAGAAGCUAAAGAUUUCUCAGGACGAUUAAUACUAAUAGACGGCGCUCCUGACCAAAUGAAAAUUUUGGUUAAUCAAUAUUUUCACUGUGCUUCACUAGAAGAGUUACGAAGUACAGUUUUACUUGGUUUAUUGGGAAUGUACGCUACAAUUAAUAAAGAAACGCUUGCGUUAGAGCUGAAUAAAUGUAACACGGACGAAAAAUUAAAAGUAUUUCAUGCUUACUUCCCGAAGGAUUUAAAUGUAUUGACCAUCGAAAAUCAAAAGCUUAUAUAUUUCACAAUUUACAAUCAUAUUGUCGCUGUACAGGAUUACGAUAUCUCAUCAUUACCUCGCCUUAAAUCAUCUAUAACAUUGCUAAAACCCACAUUUCCGAUUGUCUCUUUUACUGAAGAGGAUUAUGGUUUACAUAAGGUUACCGAAGGUAAAGUGCAAAUUCAUUAUGUGGAAGGUAAUCACAUCACAAUGAUGGACAACGACAAAAUCAUAUCAACUAUUAACGAAGAAUGGGUAGAAGAUAAUAUAAUACAAUAUAAGGAGGAGGAGGAGGAGGAGUAAUAUAAUAUGUAUACUU